AUGCUGCAAAAAGUCAAGAGAGAAAAGACAACAAAGGUAAGAAAGCAUGUUAGUAGUGCCUGUUUGGAGUGCCGAAGAAGACACUUUAAAUGUGAUGGUAAGCAGCCAGUGUGUGAUCGAUGUCAAAAAUCAAACAAGCCAUGUCAAUAUGUUGCAAGUCAUCGAGGUGGUUCCAGGAAGAAGGGUGUCUCGACAAAAAAGAAGCCUGUUACUGUAAACGAUAUUAACCAAGGUCCAGAAAUGCCCAUGUUUGUCGCAGACAUAGAAGACUUUGGUAAAUCAAAAUCCACUGACGAAUCAACCAAUAAUCGGAACGAAAUAAAGAGUAAUGAUGAUAUGUUUGAGAAGUUGAUGACUUUGCCCUGUGCACACGAUCAAGGUCGAUGCCAGGAUCUGAAUUGUCCAGGGAAAAGUGGUGUUAGGUAUGUGAAAACUCGACCAGAAAAGCGUGGACAAUUGAAUGAAAGCGAGGUCCAAAUGAUGGAAACAUUAAGAAAAAGAAUAAAGUUAGAGAGUACAAUGAAUAAUAUUGAUUGUCUCUUUAAUGAUAACAACCCGCCAAUAGAUAUCAGGUCAUUCAAAGAGUUGGAGAUGACCACUGCCGUUCAUGAUUCGAGCAAUUAUGUCGAUUUAACAGUACUAGACAAAGACGAAACACUAAAAAAUUACUAUGAGACAUUUCACAAAGCGCAUCCUAUUUUGCCCACAAGGGAAGAAAUGUUGAUAUAUAUGUCGAACCAAUCUGUUGAGAAGGAACUAUUACCUAUUCUAAGUAUAGUGGGUGACGGUGAGACAUCGUCCGUUUAUGCUCGCGCUAUUGAUUUGAUCUCGGAUAGAUUGAUCCAGUGUGUCGAGGUCGUGAAAAGCUUUGGAUACAUUGAUAUUAUUUCGCUUCAGGUUUUGACACUUGUUUCCUUUGUUGCCCAUGUUUCGUCAUUACAUGCAUUGAGCAAAAAUUUGAGGCAUUUCUGUAUAUACUUACUUCAAGACCUCCAAAUCAAUUUUUUGGAUGCUCCUUCCAAGCACGGCUCCAACGACAUGACCCCAGAGUCAGAAACUAAUGCUCCGCUUAAGGUUUUCAACUCACCUAGGUUGUCACAUGUGCCAAGAGAUAGUAUUGUUCAAUGUGCUCGUAGACUAUUUUGGGAAUUACAUUUUGUUGAUAUCAUAACUGGGUCCGCUGAUGGGAAAACAGUGUCUUCGUUUGAUAAAAUUGAAAGUUUUGUUGAUUUCCCCACCGUGCCACUGCGGGAUGAGUUUGAUUAUAAAGGGCGUUCAGAGGCAGGAACAUUAGUCACAAACGCGGUGAAGAUGAAUAUAGAGAUUUCCAACAAAAGACCGUAUGACAUUCUUCUAACUCGAUUGCAAGCAUCUUUAUCAAGUUGGGAAAUGAGGUUAGAAGACCCGUCGUUAUUUGAAGCACCACCAUUGAUUGACAAGAGCGGGAAAGUGAAUGAAGGGGUUCAUCAAGCGAUCUUACUAUUUAACUACGCAAAGAUCUUUGUUCACAGGCCCUUUUCUUAUCUCUGGAAGAUCAAUUCACCACAACAUCCCAAAUGCAAUGGUGAUUCGGUAGACUCGACAGAUGUUCCACCUCAGCUUCAGGCGAAUUCACGAACGACUAUUGAAACUAGAAAAACUAUUGAAGGUGCAAACUCAAUUAUCCAAGUUCUCAUGGAUACUGGUGCGUCCAAAGUUUUUCAAAGAACACAUUUUUUUGCUUGUGCAUUGGCGUUAUCCUCGUUGGUUCACUUAAGCGCAUAUAUCUGGGUCGAGACGACGUUAGCAGUAGAUAAAACCCAAGCUUUUGGGUUGAAUGAAGAAGAUUUGGAUGUUUACACCGAAUACAUAAAACUAGCCUUGACAGCUAUUUACCCAAUUUCGAAGCAUUGGCAAUUAUCCGGUAAAUUAGCAAAGCAUAUUCGAGAUUCCUUGACCACAUUAAGGCCUAAAUUGUAUUCAAAAUUGAAGGAUUUUUUACCACAAUUAGAAAUUGGUAUGGAGAAAAUGAAAAUUCGUGAAGGCGAGUCUACUGGUGAAGAUUCAACUAGAAGCCUGGUACUACCCAUAAACGCAAUGAGUAGCUCGACCACAACGACUAAUAACGAAAGUAUGCAAAAUCCAGAUUACAAUAAUUCAACUUUGUUGAACCGUCAAAGUGCCCUUGAUAUAAAUGGUGGUACAAUUCCUGGUGACAACAUCAAUGGUCUGUAUGACUUUGAAAAUUUGUCGUGGGAGCCGGUAUCUCCAAUUUCGCCAUCAGGUUGUGAUUGGAUCGACAAGGGUUUGUUGGACUUUAAUUUUGAUUCUUUUCCUUCUACUCUAUAG
Molecule: messenger RNA, 2328 nt
Organism: Candida dubliniensis CD36
Lineage: Eukaryota; Fungi; Ascomycota; Pichiomycetes; Serinales; Debaryomycetaceae
Gene: ZCF2
Product: Zcf2p
Exons: 1
Coding region: 1-2328 (775 amino acids)
Biological process (GO): regulation of DNA-templated transcription
Molecular function (GO): DNA-binding transcription factor activity, RNA polymerase II-specific; zinc ion binding
Source: RefSeq, a predicted model, not a curated record